This is a messenger RNA of Micromonas pusilla CCMP1545, 2763 nucleotides long. RefSeq lists its product as uncharacterized. The transcript is spliced from 2 exons. Gene Ontology annotation, biological process: DNA-templated transcription. The record is from RefSeq and is a predicted model, not a curated record. Lineage: Eukaryota; Viridiplantae; Chlorophyta; Mamiellophyceae; Mamiellales; Mamiellaceae. Bases 1 to 2763 code for a protein of 920 amino acids.
AUGGCGGGCGCGUGGGACCCGGACAGGAAGCUCGUGUCCAUCUCCGAGUUCGGCUCGGAGUUCAAGGGCGCGCGCAUCCAAGUCCUGUGGCCGGACACCGGGGAGUGGUACAACGCCGAGGUCCUCAAGGUGAACGUCGGGAAGCGGACCGCGACGCUGUGGUACAGCGACAGCAAAGAGAAGGAGGAGAUCGACCUGUACGAGGCGAUACUCAAGAUGGAAGUCUCGUGGCCGAAGGAAGGCACCGCGGUCGGGAAGGACCCCGCGGGGAAGGCGAAGAAGCGGAAGGCGGCUUCGGUCGUCGUGGACGACGACGACGCGUCCGAUUCUGACGACGUCCCUCUCGCGGCCAAGGCGGCCAAGGCGGCGUCCGGAAAUCGUUCGAGAUCGAAGCCGUCGAAACCGAAACUCGAUCGCGCGGACGAACCGAGGAACAACGCGCGCAACAACGCGCUCGCGAAGUUCAUCGAAGCCCUGAACAUGGCGGCAUUGGAAGCGGGCGGCGGCGCGGGCGACGUCGACGUGAACGCGCUCGCGGCGGAGGUGGAGCUGGCGUUGCAUCUCGCGGCGACGCCGGAGACGUACAACGCCAAGGCGCGGACGCUGAUCUUCAACCUGAAAGACCCCUCGAACCCGCACCUGAGAGGACGCGUCUUGCGCGGGGAGCUCACGCCGCAGGUGCUGUGCGUGCUCUCUCCCACGGAGCUCGCGAGGAAGGAUUUGCAGGAGAUGCGAAGAGAGCGAGAGGCGCUCGUCGGCGAGGACGCGUUUUUGAAGGAAACCCCGGAGGAGCUGCGGACGCGGACGAACCGUAAGGGCGAGGUGAUCGAGACCCACGGCGCGCUCGUGGACGGCGUGUUCGGGACGCACGAUGUACACGACGAAGAGAAGAGCGGCGUGGGGGAGGAGCCGAUCGAGGCGGGCGCGGGCGGAGGGGAGGGGGAGGCCCCGCCGGCGCCGCGCGCGGCGGAGCUGCCGAGCUUCGAGGACUUCGCCGCGGCGGGCGCGAGCGACGACGACGACGACGACGGCGGCGAACCGCGCGCGGAGGGAGACGAUGCGACCGAGGUCGCGAACGCUUCUGGAGGCGGCGGCGGCGCGGAGGAGGAGGAGUACGAUCCCACGAAGUCGUUUGACGACGGCGACGGCGACGACGGGGACGCGCCGCCGCCGCCGAAGCUGGACUCCCCCGAGCCGGAACCCCCCGCCGGCGCGUCGGCGGCCGGGGGCGAGCCCGGGGCGUGGACCGGGACGGUGAAAGUCGCGGGGUUGAAAGAGUGCCGCCUGAGGGCGAUCCCGAUCGGCGGCGAGGGCGCGGACAUCUCCGCGGUGUUGCCGUCCACGAUCGAGGUGAAGGGACGCGUCGCGUUCGACGCGACGAACCGUUUCAUUCGGCAAAUCUCCGACAACUCGCGAUCGCGAGCGGUCACCGUCGCCGCCGCGGAGCCGGACCCGAACGGCCCGAACCCGAAGACGAACGAGGCCGCGGUCAUCGCUCUCGCGGGGCAAUACAAGAAACGCGAGCGCGCGGGGAUCGCGGAGCCCGUCAGCGGCGUCGUCGAGGCGUACCUCAUCCCGCAAGGGAAGCUGGCGGACAGACUGCUCAUGGAUCUCGCCGGGAUCGGUCCCGCGUCUGGUCGGAUAUCGCAGUACGGCGACGCCGGGAUGCUCAUGGUCGUCGUCCACCGACGAGGACUCGGGACGAACGUCAAGGCGAUGCCCGCGGAGCGAGGGAGCGACGACGCGGGCAGGAAGAGCAAGUCAGGGAGGAGCAAAGAGAAGAAGCGCGCGUCGUCGUCGCGGCACGCGAAGGAGCGGCGAGAUAGCGGCGGGAGCGCGGAGAAGAAGAAGAUCGUCAUCCCCGAGCGCGCGCCGGACGACGACGGGACGACGCCGCCGCGGUCGCCGCCGCAGGCGUUAGGCGACCCGGCGCCUCCGAUGCCGGCGAUGCCUCCGCCGCCGCAGCAGCCGGUGGCCGCCGCGGGCGACGGCGGGCACAUCCAGCGGCUUUUGAAUCAGUUCAACCCGGGGCGGGCGUCGCCGGGGGCGUUCCCCGCGGGGCCGCCGCCGGGGGGAUACCCGGACUACCCUCCGCCGCCGCUCCCCGCGACCGGAUUCCCGCCCCCUCUCGGCGGGUUCCCUCCGCUGCCGCCGCCGGGCGCUGGCGGCGGCGGCCCGCCGGGCGGCGGCGGCCCGCCGGGCGGCGGCGGCGGCGGCGGCGGCGGAGGUUUCCCGCCGGGACCGCCCCCGGGACGCGGCGGCGGCGGGUACGACUCGUUCGGCCCUCCGCCCCCUCACGGCGGUUUUUCCCAGCGCGAUCGCUCGCCGCCUCGAUACGGCGGCGGACCCGGACCGGGCCGCGGGCCGCCGCCGCGGGACUGGUCGCCGCCGCGCGGGCGCGAUCGAUCGCCGCCGAGGGACUACCGACGCUCGCCCCCGCGCGGGCACUGGGACGACCGCGACCGGCGCUCGCCCCCGCGAGGGCACUGGGACGGACCGGGACACGGGUUCGGAGGUGGACCGCCCCCUGAUCGGGGCGGGUACGACGAUCGGCGUGGAGGUCCCGGGCCCGGGCCCGGGCCGGGGCCGGGGCCGGGGCCGGGGUCGUACGGGCACGACAGGUUCGGGGACAGGGACGACAGGCGAGGAAACGGCGGCGGAGGGUGGGGACCUCCCGGCCCGCCGCCCGGGCCUCCGGGCCCGCCGCCGGGCGGACGCGGCGGCCGGUGGCCAGACCGAGGGCCUCCCCCUGGUCGAUACUAG